Messenger RNA from Myotis daubentonii (Daubenton's bat), 3139 nucleotides. It is a transcript of the gene EXD1, whose product is annotated as exonuclease 3'-5' domain containing 1. The record is from RefSeq and is a predicted model, not a curated record. NCBI's taxonomy places the organism in Eukaryota, Metazoa, Chordata, Mammalia, Chiroptera, Vespertilionidae. Gene Ontology annotation, cellular component: PET complex. Gene Ontology annotation, biological process: nucleobase-containing compound metabolic process; piRNA processing. Gene Ontology annotation, molecular function: 3'-5' exonuclease activity; nucleic acid binding.
UUUGACAAGCUGACCUGCGACAGGUUUCUCACAGAACUCUAACAUAGAAAUCCCCACCCUACGCAUGGCACAGAGAAACCAUAAAGACAGAAAGACAAAUGCUCGCUUGGGGGACCUCCAGGGUGUCUCCUGGGAACGGCUUGCUGGGAGUUGCGCUUCCUCAUUUUCCAAGGCGGCCCUCUCUCCUCCUGGCCGCUGGGGGCGCGCUGCAAUCGGCCUCGGGGCCGCGCGCUGAGUGACUCCCGAGGAACAGCCGGGCCUCUGGUUGGCUCCGGCCGGAGGCCAACGGUAGCGUCCUUUUCUCGGGUCUCAGGUAACCGGCGCCGCGGGCUGGGAGUGGCCGAGAGUUCUUCCGUAAUAGCAGCCCCUUUUCACAGCUCCAGGAACUCGCCAUUUGGCGAAACUUGGGACCGAAUUUCCCAACUUCCUUUGGCUAGAAACCCCUACCGACAGAGAAGAGUGAAUUCCUAGCUGCUUAGAUACUUAAAGAAGAUUUCUUGAAGACUGCUUUUGGAAUAGAAAAGCAUGGAUCCCAGCAGUGACUACCAUUACCUCAAUCAGAUUUUGUGGAGAAGGGUGAAACUCACAUUGGUUUGUGGCAUCUUUGAGGGAGUGCUCCAGCAUGUGGACCCUAACAAGAUUGUUGUCUUGAAGAAAGUGAAGAAUGUGGAGACUGGUCGAAGUGUCCCAGGAGUGAAGAUGUUUUUUGGACAUGAGAUUGUGAAUGUGGAACUACUGGAUGAAGUGGAACAAGGUACAGUGGGAGAAAAAGCAUCCUCUGUUAGUCUAAAUACAGAAAGAACCAGGUUGGAUGAAAUGAAAGAUGAAGACUUAAAUAUAUGUGAGCUUCCUCCUGCCCCUGAGGCACCAACCACCUCUCUUCUGAAUGACUUCAAGUACAGCCCAUCAGAGGAAGAAGAGGUGACAUACACAGUCAUUGAUCAGUUCCAGCAGAAGUUUGGUGCUGCAAUGCUCCACAUCAAGAAGCAAAAUGUUUUGAGUGUGGCUGCAGAAGGAGCUAAUGUGUGUCGUCAUGGGAAACUAUGUUGGCUUCAGGUGGCCACAAACAGCCGUGUCUAUUUAUUUGACAUUUUCCUUCUGGGAAAUCGUGCUUUCAACAAUGGACUGCAGAUGGUAUUAGAAGACAAGAAAAUUUUGAAGGUUAUCCAUGAUUGUCGUUGGCUUUCUGAUUGCCUCUCUCAUCAGUAUGGAAUUUUGCUGAAUAAUGUCUUUGACACACAGGUGGCAGAUGUCCUUCAGUUUUCCAUGGAAACAGGCGGCUUUCUUCCAAACUGCAUCAGUACCUUACAGGAGAGUUUAAUCAGACAUCUUAAAGUAGCCCCUAAAUAUCUCUCCUUUCUGGAAGAGAAACAAAAACUGAUUCAGGAAAAUACGGAAGUGUGGUUCACACGACCUCUUUCACCCUCCUUGCUAAAAAUUUUGGCCCUAGAAGCCACCUACCUGCUACCCCUUCGCUUGGUACUCCUGGAUGAGAUGAUGUCUGACCUAACCACCCUGGUAGAUGGGUACCUAAACACCUACCGAGAUGGGUCUGCAGACUGGCUGGGAGGCAUGGAGCCUACGUGUAUGGAACUUCCAGAGGAACUGCUUCAACUCAGGGACUUCCAGAAGCAGCGCAGAGAGAGAGCUGCAAAAGAAUACAGGAUGAAUGCACAGGGCCUCCUCAUAAGGACACUGCUACAUCCAAAGAAAUCCGUGACAGAGACAGCAAAGAAAGAGGAAAAAGUAAGGGGUGUCUUACUUUGUGAAAAAUCUAGGCUGGAUAAAGCUCCAAGUUUUGCAUCUCAUGAGAAUGUAAAUUUGCUGAAAGAAGAAGCUGAGAGUAAGCAAAUUACAACAGAGCCUCCACAUUUACCUCACAUAGAGCAGGAAGUCCAUGAGGAUUCCAGUAACAAAGUCCUUUGCCCUGAAUCAGAGGGGUUGGAGGACCAGAGAAUAGGCCAGAAAGAACACCUUAUGAUACCCAAACAGGAAUUUCAAGCAAGUUUAUCUUUGAAAGAGGAGAUAGAACAGCUACUAAUGGUGGAAAACAAGGAAGAUCUAAAACGCACAAAACAAGAUGUCUCAGUGUCUCCUUCCCUUCCUCAGGAAACCAGAAUGAAUCUGAGUGACACCUUUCAUCCUUUUAGAAAAGCUGUGUUUCCCACACUUCCUCCCUGUCCAGCUUUGGAGGAUACUGAUUCCUGGAUAAAUUCUUCUUCAAAUCUGCCUUAGAGAUCUAAAAUUUGUUCUUUAGGCCAAAAAGUGGCUCAUUUUCCCCUACCAUUAGGACUUUCCUAAGUGCUUAAAUUUCUUUUCUUUUCUUUUUUAAAAAUAUUUUUAUUGAUUUCAGAGAGAGGAAGGGAGAGGGAGAGAGAGACUGAAACAUCUAUGAUGAGAGAGAAUUAUUGAUUGGCUGCUUCCUGCACACCCCCUACUGGGGAUUGAGCCAGCAACAUAGGCAUGUGCCCUUGACUGGAAUUUAACCUGGUACCUUUCGGUCUGCAGACUGACACUCCAUCCACUGAGCCAAACAGGCUAGGGCUAAAUUUCUCAUAUAAUAAAUUUAAUUAUGCCUCAGUCAUAGGCUUCUGGGGAAAUUAUAUCCUCUCGCUUAUUCCUGGGAGUGAAUAAGUUAAAUAAUAGAAGAAAUAAAUUUUCUGAUUAUGUCACUGGGCAGAAGAAAUGUUCCCAGUGGCCAGAGUGAAUUAUUUCUCAUAAUUUGAAUUUAGAGGAUUUGAAGAAAGGAGAAAUCUUGGGUUUAAUAUCUUGAAAAAUCUAUACUUUUAAAAUUUUGUUGUGUUUUUUGGUUUGAAGAGUGUUGGUAAAACUCUUACCUAUAAGUUUAAAAAUAAUUGGUACCUGACAACCUUUUUUCUUUCUUUUUUUUAUGCCCCAUAAUUCUUUUUAAAAAUUAUUAAUUAAUUUAGAGAGAGAAGAAGGGAGAGAGAAAAAAACAUUAUUUUGUUAUUCCAAUUUGUGCAUGCAUCUGUUGAUUCCUGUAUAUGCCCUGAUGGGGGAUUGAACCCAAAACCUUGGCAACAUUCUAACCAACUGAGCAACCCGGCCAGGGCUCUUUUUACCUUUUCAAAAUAUUUAAGUUGUCAAUUAUACUUCAAUAAAGCUGAAAAAAUAUUAA